This is a messenger RNA of Fibroporia radiculosa, 918 nucleotides long. RefSeq lists its product as uncharacterized. The transcript has 7 exons. Gene Ontology annotation, cellular component: membrane; intracellular membrane-bounded organelle; cytoplasm. The record is from RefSeq and is a predicted model, not a curated record. Lineage: Eukaryota; Fungi; Basidiomycota; Agaricomycetes; Polyporales; Fibroporiaceae. Bases 1 to 918 code for a protein of 305 amino acids. Gene Ontology annotation, biological process: sphingosine biosynthetic process.
AUGGCAGACCACACAGACUCGCUCACCGUCCACGGCGAGCACGGCACAACCAUCUUCACCCUCUCAGGCCCAACCCUCGUCGUCCACCGCGCCUCCGAUAGUGAGUUCCAUUCACCCCCCGUGCGCGUAUCUCCUCACGGGGGCCCCACAGAGAAAUGGCCGCGCAUAGAAACAACCGUGAGACAUGUCUUGUGGGCCGAGGUCAAAGAGAACCUCUUCGAGAUCGCCCUCGUCGCAAGGCGGAAGAACUCACACCCGCUCUCGCUCGUGCUCGUCGCUGGCACCGUCAAGUCUGACCAACUCGAGAUAGCCACCGCAUUCACUACAUCAUUGAUGGAUGUUGCUUAUGCUGGAAUAAGGCGCCAAAGGAGGCUUCGAGUCCUCGUGAACCCAAAGAGCGGUCCAGGGAAUGGUAUCGGGCUCUACCACAGAAAGGUUGAACCCAUAUUCCGCGCUGCCCAUUGUCAUGUGGAACUCACACUCACCACCCAUCACGGACAUGCAUAUGAACUCAUGAAGACAUUAGAUCUUGGGCAGUACGAUGCUAUCGUCGUAGUGUCCGGAGAUGGCCUCGUCCAUGAGAUUAUCAACGGUUUUGCGGAGCAUGCUCGACCAGAAGAGGCAUUUCGUCUCCCAAUUACACCCGUUGCCGGUGGUUCGGGAAACGCUCUAGCGUUGAACAUCUUAGGUCCCAAGGAGGGCUGCGAUAUAUGUGCAGCUGCCCUCAAUGCUGUGAAAGGUCGUCCUAUGCGUAUCGACUUGUGCUCAGUAACACAAGGCGAAAAGAAGACUUUGUCUUUCAUUUCGCAGUGCGUUGGCAUGUUAGCUGAUGUGGAUCUGGGCACCGAACAUCUGCGUUUCUUGGGUUCAAACCGGUUUGUCCUUGGAUACGUCUACGGAGGUGAUAUAUUUUCAUGA